AUUCUUGAGCGAAGUUUUUUUUACCUAUAACUAAGCAACUAAUAACUAUUAAAAAUGGCUAGAAGACCAGCUAGAUGUUACAGAUACUGUAAGAACAAGCCUUUCCCAAAAUCCAGAUAUAACAGAGCUGUCCCAGAUGCUAAGAUUAGAAUCUAUGAUUUGGGUAGAAAGAAGGCUACUGUUGAUGAAUUCCCAUUGUGUAUUCACUUGGUUUCUAACGAAUUAGAACAAUUGUCCUCCGAAGCUUUGGAAGCCGCCCGUAUUUGUGCCAACAAGUACAUCACCACCAUCUCUGGUAGAGAUUCUUUCCACUUGAGAGUCAGAGUUCACCCUUUCCACGUUUUGAGAAUUAACAAGAUGUUGUCUUGUGCCGGUGCCGAUAGAUUGCAACAAGGUAUGAGAGGUGCUUGGGGUAAGCCUCACGGUUUAGCUGCCAGAGUUGACAUUGGUCAAAUUAUCAUGUCUGCUAGAACCAAGGACAGCAACAAGGAUGUUGUUAUUGAAGGUUUGAGAAGAGCUAGAUACAAGUUCCCAGGUCAACAAAAGAUUAUUAUCUCCAAGAAGUGGGGUUUCACUCCAUUGAACAGAGAUGAAUACACUGCUAAGAAACAAAAUGGUGAAGUUAAAGAUGACGGUGCUUACGUUAAGUUCUUGUCCAGAAAAGGUGUUUUGGAACACAACUUGAGAGAGUUCCCAGACUACCAAUACCAAGCUUAAGUUUCUGACUGUAUAAUUAGUUAUGUAACUGUUAACUGAAUAUAUGUUCAUCCCAACAAUAAUCGU
Messenger RNA from Yamadazyma tenuis ATCC 10573, 783 nucleotides. Lineage: Eukaryota; Fungi; Ascomycota; Pichiomycetes; Serinales; Debaryomycetaceae. The record is from RefSeq and is a predicted model, not a curated record.